UACUUGUCUUAUACAAAAAAUGUGUGUUUGGUAGUUGUAGACUACGCAGGUUUAUCAACCAAUGUCCCAGACUUAUAUGACUUCAUCAGAAAACACCAGAACUUACAAAAAAUCAUCGUCGACCAUUUGCCUUACGAAAACGAUGUUAAAGUUUUCGACCGAGAAGAACUACUAGACAUAAAAAGUUUGGAAGUGUUUAAUUGUAGAAAAGGAAAUUACCACAGAUCGAAAUAA
Zychaea mexicana is the source of this 234-nucleotide messenger RNA. RefSeq lists its product as uncharacterized. The record is from RefSeq and is a predicted model, not a curated record. The annotation marks the transcript as partial. Lineage: Eukaryota; Fungi; Mucoromycota; Mucoromycetes; Mucorales; Lichtheimiaceae. The transcript is spliced from 2 exons.